AUGGUCGUUGUGUCGCGGAGUGGAUCAUGGGAGCACAUUCGAUUUUGUCUAGAAUUCAGUCAAACGCCUCUUUUCUCUUCCAAAUUUUUAGGCAAGCAAACUUACGAAGAAGCGGCCAUAUACAUUCAAGCUUCCUUUGAAGCAAAGAAUAAGUCACAAAACAAGGAGAUCUACUGUCAUCAGACCUGUGCCACAGAUACUAACAACAUCCAGUUCGUCUUU
Messenger RNA from Rodentolepis nana, 222 nucleotides. The record is from the annotation of a GenBank genome assembly. NCBI's taxonomy places the organism in Eukaryota, Metazoa, Platyhelminthes, Cestoda, Cyclophyllidea, Hymenolepididae.